CCAAAUAUUGAAAUUCAAACCAUUUUAUUUGAAAUAUUUUUGGUCUUUCGCCUCAAAAUAUAAACAUAACCGUGGGAAUAUCUUAUCUCGAAGCGCUGUCGGGAACUAGUGGACAACUACUGCUAAAAUAUGGCUUAAUUCGUGAGUGCUAUAUGAUGGGUUAGUUUGGUUAAAUAUUUUUGAAAGAUUGAGCACGUUUGAAAAGUGUUGCUUUGAAAUUCGUGAUUAAUCAUGGGAGUUUGAAUGAUUUAAAAAGACAUAGCGUGUGGUACUCGCAAGUAUGAGAGUUGAGUACAUUAUUUUGUGUGGUUUGGUAAACUUUUUAAACAUACACACUAGAGUAAAUGCCGGAAUUUAUUACGAAGAAAACUGGCCAAGAGCAGAUGAAUGGGCAGAACAACGUGGGGGCGGAAAGAGAGAUGUAAUGGAAAAUUAUUUAGAUAGUCCAGUGGAGAAUACAAAUACAGCGCUGGAUUCAAUGUCUUCUGAAGAUAGUCCAGUGGUGAAUACAAAUACAGUAUUGGAUUCAAUGUCUGACGACCUUCAAACAGAUGAUAAUUUAGCAAACCAAGCAGAAAAGAUCGGGACAAAACUAUUCAAUGUCGUAGACGAUAAAGACAGCAAAGCAAGCUCUGGUUUGUGGCCAGAUAUGAAGGUUUACUACGCAUUCAGUCCAAAUGUUGAUAGGGAAGGUCGUCAGGAAGUGAAAUCUGUUUUACGAGAAUGGGAGGGAAACUCGUGCUUGAAAUUCUUCGCUCGAGGUUUACAACCACGAUAUAUCGAGUUUUCAUAUCAUGGAAAAUGUUUUGUGGGAGAGGGAAAGUCUGACUCAAAACAAAUUAUUUCCAUCGGAAGUAAAGGAAAGCUUUGUUCACGAGGAGCGCUUUUGAAAGGCAUUGGACAAGCAAUUGGUGUGAAGAACCUUCCUGAUGUGUACAAAAGAUAUUUUGGACCACAAGAAACCAACGUUUUAGGAGCGGAAAUAAUUGGAAGAGCGAGAACCUUGUACAAUUGCGACGAAAUGCCCGUUGGUCAACAAGACGAGGGAGACACCCCAGCUGACCUCUUCUAUCAGACCUGUUUCAACGACAUCAACGAAAAGCGAGCCAAAGCUGGUGUAGAUCCGCUCAAAUGGAGAAACGAUCUCGCAGACCAAGCACAAAGAUGGGCUCAACAUCUCGCCGAUACGAACAAGUUGGAUAAAGACCCAAUGGCGAAGAAAUUCAAUGAAGGAGAGACGCUAAGUUGGUCGAAACCAGGUUUAGAUAAAUGCGAGGAAGAGGAAGACGACAUGUGUUAUUCUUGCCGUCAGGCCAUCAAUACUUGGUACAAAGAUGAAGAUUUGGACAGUCCUGACGAGUCAGAGAGAACAAACGAUGCAUAUUCUCAGAUGACCUCCAGUUUGGCAAAAGAAGUUGGAUUCGGUAGCGCCGUUAGCAACAAGUAUGGACGGAUUGUGGUCGCGAGAUACAGACCGCAAGACGAAGCUGGAGUGUCCGCGCCGGACGAUGGGAUGAAACAAGAGGAAACUUCGAAUGAAAAAGCAGAUCCUUCAAUGGAACAAUCAAACGAGGAAGUUUCUGACGAGCCAGAUUUCUUCGGACAAGAUUGUUUGCAUCAACACAACGUUAAACGUGUGAAGCAUGGAUCACCGCCGCUGAAAUGGAGCCCAAAAUUGGAGAAACACGCGAAGGAGUGGGCGAAAAAACUUGCUGCAAUCGAUACAGUUGAACCGGAUCCUGAUGCAAAGAUAAAGUUCAACGAAGGAGAGAAUCUUGGUUGGAUUGCUCCUGCGAAACCAAGGUGUUUGUUUGAAGGACAACAAGACUGCUACACAUGUGAAAAUAUCGUCGAUCAUUGGUACGAGGAAAUCAAGAAUUAUGAUUUCGAAAAAGGGAUGUCUUUCAAUGAAAAACCCGUCCAUCAUUUUGUACAGAUGAUAUGGAAGAAGAGCAACGAGCUAGGCGUCGCCACGGCAGAAAGUCCCACACGUGGCAUGAUUCUCGUAGCGAGGUACAAUCCUCGAGGUAAUGUUGAAUCGCUCAGCGAUGACACAGAUGCUGACGAGUACAAGGAGAAUGUUAAAGCAGCAGAUACGCCACUGAUCAGUUCAGGAAUUGUUGGUGGCCAGAAAAUUGCUUCAAAUUCAGUUGGUCUUAAACCACCUAGUGCGUCUACUGGUAGUCUUCUAACGCCCAAACUUGCUAGUACAUCUGGCACACCGCCCACGAGUGGGGCUGCCCCUGCUACCACUGGUGUCCCCGCCACUGCUAGUGUUCCUGCCCCUAAACCUACUGCAGUCACAUCUAGUACACCAACCACUAGUGGGGCUGCUUUCCUGCCCCUAAACCUACUGCAGUCACAUCUAGUACACCAACCACCAGUGGGGCUGCCUCUACUACCACUGGUGUUCCUGCCCCUAAACCUGCUGCAGUCACAUCUAGUACACCAACCACCAGUGGGGCUGCCUCUACUACCACUGGUGUCCCUGCUACCACUGGUGUUCCUGCCCCUAAACCUGCUGCAGUCACAUCUAGUAAACCAACCACCAGUGCGGCUGCCCCUGCUACUACUGGUGGGGCUGCCCCUGCUACUACUAGUGGGGCUGCCUCUAAGCCUGCUGCAGCCACAUCCAGUAAACCAACCACCAGUGGGUCUCCAUCCCCUGUGA
This is a messenger RNA of Dendronephthya gigantea, 2671 nucleotides long. RefSeq lists its product as uncharacterized. Gene Ontology annotation, biological process: proteolysis. Gene Ontology annotation, molecular function: metalloendopeptidase activity. The coding region runs from base 281 to 2671 and encodes 796 amino acids. The record is from RefSeq and is a predicted model, not a curated record. The transcript is spliced from 12 exons. Lineage: Eukaryota; Metazoa; Cnidaria; Anthozoa; Malacalcyonacea; Nephtheidae.